ACUCGCACCAACCACCAUCUUUGCCAGAGAGAGUCCCUGCUCAGAAAAGCCGGCUCUUCGCGCCUCCAUGAGCGUCAGUGGCGCGCAGGGCGGGAGAGACGCGCAUCUGGAGGGUCUCCUUUGAGUCGGCGCUCGCGCGCACGCUCCUGUUUCAGCGCAUUCGUCUUAGGAGCUCCGUUUGGAAGACUGGUGGGGGAAAAUGGCACGCGGCGCGCUCGCACUUCUCUUUCUGUGGCUUUUCCGCGCGUCCCUCGCAGGAUUCCCGAACCAGAUCAACAUUGGCGGACUCUUCAUGCGCUCCACGGUGCAGGAGCACAGCGCCUUCAGGUUCGCCGUCCAGCUCUACAACACCAACCAAAACGUGACGGAGAAACCUUUCCACCUCAACUACAACGUGGACAACCUGGAGUCCUCCAACAGCUUCUCGGUCACCCACGCGUUCUGCUCCCAGUUCUCCAGGGGUGUCUACGCCAUCUUCGGCUUCUAUGACAAGAAGUCCAUGAACACUCUCACCUCCUUCUGCGGUGCACUGCACACAUCGUUCGUCACGCCAAGCUACCCGAUCGAUGCUGACGUGCAGUUCGUGAUUCAGAUGCGGCCGGCAUUGCGCGGUCCUGUCCUCAGCCUGCUGUCCCACUACAAGUGGGAGAAGUUUGUCUACCUCUAUGACACAGAGAGAGGGUUUUCCAUUCUACAAGCCAUCAUGGAGGCAGCUGUGGCCAACAACUGGCAGGUGACAGCACGGUCAGUGGGCAGCACCUCAGACCCCCAGGAGUACAGGCGCAUCAUUGAGGAGAUGGACCGGAGGCAGGAGAAGCGCUACCUGAUAGACUGUGAAGUGGACAGGAUAAACGACAUCCUGGAACAGGUCGUAGCCCUCGGGAAGAACAGCCGGGGCUAUCACUACAUCCUGGCCAACCUGGGCUUCUCCAACGUGAGCUUGGACAAGGUCUUUCUUGGAGGAGCGAACAUAACUGGCUUUCAGAUAAUCAACCCUGAAAACCCCAUUGUGCAGCAGUUUCUCCAGCGAUGGGACAGGCUGGAUGAGAGGGAAUUCCCAGAAGCAAAGAACACACCGCUGAAGUACACAUCGGCGCUGACCCAUGAUGCCAUCCUGGUGAUUGCUGAGGCUUUCCGGUACCUGCGGCGCCAGCGGGUGGAUGUGUCCCGGAGGGGAAGUGCAGGAGACUGCCUGGCUAACCCAGCUGUGCCCUGGAGCCAGGGCAUCGACAUUGAACGGGCGCUCAAAAUGGUGCAAGUGCAGGGUAUGACUGGAAACAUCCAGUUCGACAGCUUUGGUCGGAGGUCAAAUUACACCGUUGACGUGUACGAGAUGAAAACAGGUGGGCCGCGAAAGAUCGGCUACUGGAACGAGUAUGAAAGAUUUGUAUAUACUAUGGAUCAGCAGGUCUCCAACGAUUCAUCAUCUGUGGAAAACCGAACAAUUGUGGUCACUACUAUUAUGGAGGCACCUUACGUGAUGUACAAGAAAAACCACAUGCACCUGGAGGGGAAUGACAAGUACGAAGGCUACUGUGUCGAUUUAGCUUCCGAAAUUGCAAAACAUGUGGGAAUAAAGUACAAACUGUCCAUUGUGAUGGACGGGAAGUACGGUGCAAGGGACCCUGAGACCAAAACGUGGAAUGGGAUGGUGGGUGAACUGGUGUAUGGGAGAGCAGAUAUAGCGGUUGCACCUCUAACUAUAACUCUGGUUCGAGAAGAAGUCAUUGACUUUUCUAAGCCUUUCAUGAGCCUGGGAAUUUCCAUUAUGAUAAAGAAGCCCCAGAAAUCCAAACCAGGAGUGUUUUCCUUCCUCGACCCCCUGGCCUACGAAAUUUGGAUGUGUAUAGUGUUUGCCUAUAUCGGGGUCAGUGUGGUCCUUUUCUUGGUCAGCCGCUUCAGCCCCUAUGAGUGGCACCUGGAUGACAACGAUGAAACCAAAGACCCCCAGACCCCUCCGGACCCCCCAAAUGACUUUGGUAUUUUUAACAGCCUCUGGUUCUCCCUGGGAGCCUUUAUGCAGCAAGGAUGCGACAUUUCACCAAGGUCUUUGUCAGGGAGAAUCGUGGGAGGGGUGUGGUGGUUCUUCACCCUCAUCAUCAUCUCGUCUUACACGGCCAACCUGGCUGCCUUCCUCACCGUGGAGAGGAUGGUUUCACCCAUCGAGAGCGCAGAGGAUCUCGCAAAGCAAACGGAGAUAGCCUACGGAACACUGGACUCAGGCUCCACCAAAGAGUUCUUUAGACGCUCAAAAAUAGCAGUGUAUGAAAAAAUGUGGUCAUAUAUGAAAUCAGCAGAACCCUCUGUGUUUGCCAAGACAACACCUGAUGGGGUUGCCCGGGUACGAAAGUCGAAGGGCAAGUUCGCCUUCCUACUCGAAUCCACCAUGAACGAGUACAUUGAGCAGCGGAAGCCAUGCGAUACGAUGAAAGUGGGCGGCAAUCUCGACUCUAAGGGCUAUGGUGUGGCGACCCCCAAAGGCUCAGCAUUAAGAAAUGCUGUUAACCUGGCAGUGUUAAAACUGAACGAGCAGGGCCUCUUGGACAAAUUGAAAAACAAAUGGUGGUACGACAAGGGAGAGUGCGGCAGCGGGGGAGGUGACUCCAAGGACAAGACAAGCGCUCUGAGCCUGAGCAAUGUAGCAGGAGUCUUCUAUAUUCUGGUUGGAGGCCUGGGCCUGGCCAUGAUGGUGGCACUGAUAGAGUUCUGCUACAAAUCUCGAGCAGAAACCAAAAGGCUGAAACUAGCCAAGAAUGCGCAGAACUUUAAGCCUGCUCCCCCUGCAAACACGCAGAAUUUUGCCACCUACAGAGAAGGCUACAAUGUGUACGGGACAGAGAGCGUGAAAAUCUAAGGCCAGGUGGAGGCAAAAUUACUCAGAACACCAAUAACCAGAAAGUUUGAGACAACGGAGAAGCCACAAGCCCGGACCUCCCGAUGGACCGGCGAACGGUCGCUUCGUAGUGCUGGCCAUGGCCUACUUAUCCACCACGAUGACAGGAAAGGACUUGUCAUUUAAAGAACUGAAUUAGUUUCCUUCAGUGCCUUACAGAACAUCCAGAAAUUCACAGUAAUGCAACACAUCACAGUAAUACUGCUUCACUUGUCAUAUUGAAAAAGAAAAUGGAGGAACGAUACCAUAACCUAAGAGGGAAACGAGUCUUCGGUACAUACUUCAACAAAACAAAAAGCCAUUAGCCACAUCAUUAGUCUAGCACAUUUGGAGGAACCUGAUAUACUGUAGUUAACAUCUACUGGAGACAUGGGAUGGUACUGUAGCCUUGUAUGAAGAAAUAUUAUUUUAAAUAUUGCCAUUAUUUUACAGCCAGAUUCUACUGGUUGAACAUUGUUUUAAUGAAACCAGAACUCAUAUUAUUGAACUAACUCAUUCAGUGUAAACUUGCUCGGAACGUAGCUCCUCAGUUCAUGCUACAGUAAUCGCAAGGGAUAAUUUGUUAGUCGAUUUUGAUGGACACGACCUUUUUUUGCCUUGAUUAUAGAAUCUUUCCUGGAUUCAUUCAUUCGGUGGUUGUCUUGUCAUCCAGAACUCUGGUGCUUCUCACAACUCAGUAACAUUGAUAGAAACCCAGGCCCUGUAGUUUACUAGAAACCAACUAACCCAGGAAAAAUUAAAUGACACAACCUACUGCCAACAGAUUUGUUCUGCCAAUAGAUACUGAUAUUUAUACUGAAAUACUGAAUUAAUGCAGAGGAGAUGACAUUGUGAUCAGUUCUCAGAUAUACAUUUGCACAUUGUACCUUUAUGAUUUCUUGAGUACAUAGAAAGGCAGACACAAAGGUAGGAGAAAUAUUUAAAUGUAGAUACACUGCAUCCCAUUCAAAGAACCCACUGUAAUGGCUUUGAAAAUGAUACUUUGGAUUACCAUCGGUAUUUUGUGAAAUAACAGCACAUUUUAAAUUCAAGCUAUAGUUCUAUUUUGGUUUUAUUUUAAUCUGUGGGCAUACUCCUUUUUGUGCAGAACUUCAGUGAAAAGAUAAAAACAGUCAUGGCUACAAUGAGAACUACAUUUAGCCCAGUGAUCAUUGCAGGGCAGGAUUUUUAACUAAAGCUUUCAGCAAACGUCCAUUUACGCUGUUACAGUUCUUUUAAUUUCUCCGAGUAAAGUGAUUCUGUAGUAUUUGAAACAUGCCAAGAAGGAUUCCAACGAAUAACAGAAAAUAAAAGAUAGUUUUUUAAAAAAGAAAAGCUAACUGUAAAAAAAAAAAUUGUACAUUUAUUUAAACAACGUUAAUUUAUGAAUGCAAACGGCUUCACAAAUUUUGAUUUUUUUCAAUUUUUCAAAAUGCAUGUAAAAUUGGUAAUUGCUUAAUAAGGCCAGCUACGUUUUUGAGACAGUAGGAGACCAGUGGUAGAAGCUCUACUUCUGUUUUAAUUAUUUUACCCUUAAUUCCCGUUUUUGUGUGACUGCACUUCAGCAAUCAAAAAUUGCCAAGCAACCUACCAAUUACAAAUGUAAGAACUGCAUGUGUGGGUGUAAUU
Messenger RNA from Scleropages formosus (Asian bonytongue), 4501 nucleotides. RefSeq names its product glutamate receptor 3. The record is from RefSeq and is a predicted model, not a curated record. The transcript is spliced from 16 exons. Gene Ontology annotation, cellular component: membrane. Gene Ontology annotation, biological process: monoatomic ion transport. The coding region runs from base 200 to 2854 and encodes 884 amino acids. NCBI's taxonomy places the organism in Eukaryota, Metazoa, Chordata, Actinopteri, Osteoglossiformes, Osteoglossidae. Gene Ontology annotation, molecular function: signaling receptor activity; ligand-gated monoatomic ion channel activity.